AUGGCUUCCAACGCCGCAUCCAUGCUCGGGGAGGAGGUGCGGCGGGAGAACAGCCGCACAGUGCGUGCGAGCCUGGCGCAGGUGGUGGAGGUGUCUUUGGCGCGCUGGGCGCGUGUGGUGAUGUGCCUGGCCAUGCUGCUUCUGGCAGGGCUGCUGGUGGUCCUUACCUGGGCGGAGCUUGUCUACUCGGGCCAUGAGGACGACCAGUGUGACCAGCCACUAGCAGCGAUGCUGAGGCUGAUCUUCAUCAUUGUCAUGGUGCAGGCCAUGCAGAAGACCAUCGUGAGGCAUUGCCUGUGCUACGACAUGGCCGAGGACGGCCCCAUGGAGCCCCUCCGCGUGCGGCUCUUCCGGGCGCUGGCGCUGCUGGCAGCGAUGCUGUGGCCCGUCGUGGCAGGCUGGAUGCUGCUGCGGAGCCACAGCUGCAGCGCCGACCUGAAGGCAGCAGUGGCAGUGAUCCUUGGCUACUAUGCAGCUUUAGUGAUUUUGGUGCUGCUGCUGCCCGCAUUUGUGCUUUCUGUGAUGCUGUGCCUCAUCCGCCGGGGCCUGGUGGCGUUGCCCCGCAUGCCUGGCGCGGCCCCUGAGGGCACAUUGGAACAGCUGCCGGUGAUCGACUUCGACGAAGCGAGGUUCAACGAUGCGCCGAGCGGGCUGCCCUCUUCCUGCGCCGUGUGCUUGGACGCCUUCAACGCUCAGAAGGUGAUCGUCCAGACCUCUUGCGGCCACGUUUUCCACCGCAGCUGCCUGGGCGGCUGGUUACAGGUGGCCAGAAGCUGCCCCCUUUGCCGCUCGGAGAUGGCAGGACCAGAAUUGGCGGACUUGGAGAAGCUGCCUGACUCGGAAGCCACGUGGGGGUCGCAGUUCUGCGGCCGCCCCGUUUUUCAGGGUCGGUCUAGCCGUGGAGCGGCCUCCAGAGUGGGUGCGCUGCUCAGCGGCUCAGCCGCUUCCCGCUUCGUUGGGCAGAUCCGUCGCGAGGUGCAUCGCCUGGCCCGGUUCGGGGUGGGCGUGGAGGAGACGCUGCAGGUGAUGUUCGGAGACCAGGGCGUCAUGCCGAGAAAUGCCCUUCCAUCAUCCAUGGCCUCUGUCAGCAUCUCAGGCGAGCCUGAAGAGACGAAAGAGCCUGGACGGACCUGGAAGCGGCCAGAGGCCAUGUGCCACUGA
Messenger RNA from Effrenium voratum, 1161 nucleotides. NCBI's taxonomy places the organism in Eukaryota, Dinophyceae, Suessiales, Symbiodiniaceae. The record is from the annotation of a GenBank genome assembly.